UUGGGGUCAAACGAUCACAUUGAGAAGAUAAUUGUUGGCUAUAAAGUUGUGAGAGAUGCUCUCCCGACUUAGUGUAAACAGGCGAGUGGCUAAACUGCAAAUAUGACUUUCAAAGUACUUUGCCUUUUACUGUUGCUAGCGGCCGUGGCUUAUGGCCGUCCAUACUACCACGGUGAAGAUCGGGAUCAACAAGGAGGACAUCGUGAUUCUGACUCCGGCUUUGGAAAGGGGCAAGGCGGGCUUAAUAGUCAAGGUGGAUUUGGUGAUGGAUCCGGCUUUGGUAGAGAGCGACAAGGAUUUGGACAAGGAUUCGGUACUGACAAAGGGUUUGGCCAAGGUGGUCAAGGCGGCUUCGGCCAAGGUGGUCAAGGUAGCUUCGGCCAAGGUAGUCAAGGUAGCUUCGGCCAAGGUGGUCAGAGUGGCCACAGCGGCCAUGGAGGAUCUGAGGGACAUCGCCACCGAGGAGGAUAUCAGGAACACGGAUAUUAAAUAUACCUACCUGAAUAAACAAACGGUUUUAUAAUUCAUGGUACUCAGAUUCAAAGUUUGGUGGUAUAACUACUAAGAAAAAUAUUAAAAAAAAUAUAUAAAAUAACAUUUAUAUUGUAAUUCCUAUUUAAUAAAUAUCUUGGUUGUUU
This is a messenger RNA of Bicyclus anynana (squinting bush brown), 638 nucleotides long. RefSeq lists its product as uncharacterized. The record is from RefSeq and is a predicted model, not a curated record. The coding region runs from base 103 to 489 and encodes 128 amino acids. Lineage: Eukaryota; Metazoa; Arthropoda; Insecta; Lepidoptera; Nymphalidae. The transcript has 6 exons.